Messenger RNA from Chenopodium quinoa (quinoa), 3017 nucleotides. RefSeq lists its product as uncharacterized. The coding region runs from base 561 to 2597 and encodes 678 amino acids. The transcript has 5 exons. NCBI's taxonomy places the organism in Eukaryota, Viridiplantae, Streptophyta, Magnoliopsida, Caryophyllales, Amaranthaceae. The record is from RefSeq and is a predicted model, not a curated record.
GGGGGGGGGGGGGCUACUGCCUACUUCUCGUAGGAGUGUAUUUGCGUAGUUCGAUAAUGAGAAAAUAGGAGUUGAGGAGGAGGAGGAGAGAGAAAGGGGAAUCCCAACGACUGAUGAAUGAGGAGAAAGAGUGAAUGAGACAUUUACUUAUUUUUUUUCCCCCUUCUUUCUCUCUCUAAUCUCCCACACUAAAGAAACUUACCCGAUUUUUAUGCUUCCACUUUUUUAUUUUUCUCUCUCCUCAACCUCAACUACAUUUUACUUGAUUAUUUCUUUCAUCUUCUUCAAUUUUUUCAUUCCCAACAGAAUUCUUUCUUUGUUUCUUCUUUUCAGGGUAUACAUGGAAGAUUAUACCACUGUAUAAAUUAUUUAUUCGAUAAUAAUAUUAAAUUAUAUUGCUACGUUUUUGGAAGCAUUCAACAUCAACAACAUUGUUUGGUUACUUGUGACCUCUACAUACUUUUCUUCUUCCUUUCGUACAUCUUUCUCAGAUCCUGGAAUGGGGGAUUGUGAAAUCAAGUCCAGGAGUGGUCUCUUCCUCUAAUGUCUGCGAGGGUAAAAUGCUUGACCAAGGUGAUCUUGAUCUAUAUUCUGUUCACAACUCCAGAGAUUCAUUAAAAGAGACAUUAAAGCAGACAAUGCUUGAUCAAGAGUUUGCUUUUAGGAGGCAGGUCACUGAACUUCAUGAACUUUACAGAGUACAAGUAGCUAGGAUGGAAGAAUUAAAACAGAAGAGUUUAUAUAAUUACAAUAUGCGCGAAGGAGGCUUGAACAAUGAUUUAAGAUGUUCAAUGGCUGAAUACAUGCAAUUUUCAAACUUCAAUAUGUCUUAUGAGUUACAGCAAAAACCUCCUGUGACUAUGCAGAAACAUCUUGAUCUCCAGCUUUCAGCCGAUGAAUUUAUUGGCCAAGAUGAUUCCUCUGGAAAUGGUGUAGUGACUAAGAAUUCUUCCUGGGAUGAAGUAGAUUUUGAUCCAGGUCAUCUAAAUCUAUCUUUGAGCAUUGGACCUAAUGCUAGCAAGAAGAGUGGAGAACUCAGAUCUUGGAAGGGAAAAAAAACCUGUUCAUCUUCAAUUGACAUCAUUGAUCUCGAAGAUGAAAAUUUUAGCCUUUCAAAUUCUGAAGCAUAUAUUAGGCUUACUUCUGGAUCUGCUGCUCCAAAAAAUUGCUCCAGAGACGACCAAAAGUCAGAUAGCUUUUUGAAUAGUAGCAAGCUGAAGCCAGAAAGCCUUUCACAAAGUGCCAUCAAGGAUGGCCCUUAUGGAACCCCACUGCAUAGAUCUCCUGUAGAUGCUGGUUUAAGCUGUCAGACACAAUCACUAUGUGAUUCAGGAACAAAUGGGCACCACAAAAAAUCCUUGCUUGCUAAUCUUUUGAACAAGAAUAAAAGGGCACCUACUUGUAAAAUAAAUAAUAGCUUGGACCUCAAUACAGUUCAGCUUGAAGACCAAUCAUAUUUCUCAAAUAAUCAUUCAGUGGUGGUCAAUUCAUCAAUAACUAGCUCAUCAUCUGUGUUAGAUAAGGUUUAUCCCAAGUCCAAUGUAGCUUCUUUUGUCAGCCCCAAUUUUUGGAAAGAAGCAAAUGUGAACUCGUUCGUGGAAAUGCGUGGAAAUCAUCGACAAAUAGAUGUAAAUAACAAAGGCAGUGAUGGAGAACAAUGCAGUAAGGAUGGGGAGUGUAGAGAAGGUAAUGAACUUAACAUCAGUGUUGUAGAUCUUGAUUCUGAGUCCUCUGAGGAGCUUUGUAGUAGCAGAUCUGACCCAAAAAUAUCAAGCGUGGGGUCAUCAUCAAAGAUUUCAAAUGGUCUUUCAUGUGAGAUGGACAUGGUUGAUGCAGUUGGAGCAGAAGCAAACUUAGAGAAGGGUGCGGAACCCCUUGAACAGCUUAGUUGCUGCAAGCUAUCUAAUUCUUCUGAUUCAGAAGGCCUGAUAGAUCAUCAUUCGAGCAGCAUAAAGACCAUGCAAUCUGGUAUUCGAUGUGAUGAUGUUAACUUUGCUACGUCUGAUGGAGAAAGACUUAACAUCGGUCCGUUAGUCACUCAGUCAGGAGAGCAAGACCUACGAUCUUCUGAUAGCUCUGAAUCGAAUGUUCAGUGCAUUAUUAGGAGCAAAUCAGAGGUUGAUGGAACCAUUCAAGCAGCGGCUGAACUACUUUUACAAAUGUCUUUGAAAACAGGAACCUUAUGUGAAGGUAAAUCAGUGAAAACGCCUUUGAAGAAGUUCCAAAAUGAAGAAAAUGACCAGCCUCAGUGUUCUUCAGAAUCUUACGAGGCGAUGGUACUGAAGGCAGAAGAGAUCAGCACUGCUGAUUAUUGUGUUACCUCAACCGCGUUUCUGGUAGAUGAAUCAGAGAACAAGGAUGUCAGGUGUAAGCUAAAAAGGGGAACUCGGAUGAAAGAUUUUCAGAAAGAUAUACUCCCUGGCCUAUCUACUUUAUCAAGGCAAGAGAUCCGAGAAGACAUCAAUCUUUUGGAAGGUGUUAUAAGAUCACGGGAAUACAAAAAGAUGAGGGCAAAGAUGGGUGACGACGGAGGAAGUGACUGGUGUAGGACAACAAGGAGCAAGAGGUCAAGAGUCAGAAGAAGGUAUUAUGCAUGAAGUGAGAAACUGUAAGUUAUCAGGGCUGAUCUCUUAUGUGCAGGUUCUGAUUAUAGAUACAGAGCUUAUAUUUAGGUCAAGUGGAUGUCACAAUAAUUAUCCAUUUUGAAGGCUUUAACUCAUUUAUAUAAGGUGCUGUAGUGAAGUUUAUGUGUGGCUUAGCAAAGUUUCUGUAGAGAUAUGUCAAAUAGGGUUUAGAUGGAAUGCUGGGUAAAUUUUUACCAUUGUUAUACUGAUUGACAUGAAAAUUUUAGUUCAUUGUAUGCUGUUGAGAAUGAUGGUCCUUGAAUGUCUCAGAUAAUAUCGAUAGACCUGCACAGCAGUGUUUCGAAAGAACAUUCUUGGAAAAUGGCGUGCAUUGUGUAAGUAAACAAUGAUUGAAUAUUUCUAAUCUUCUUUCAGAUCAGUAUAGUUAAUCUA